This is a messenger RNA of Arachis stenosperma, 1367 nucleotides long. Its product is annotated as exocyst complex component EXO70B1-like. NCBI's taxonomy places the organism in Eukaryota, Viridiplantae, Streptophyta, Magnoliopsida, Fabales, Fabaceae. Gene Ontology annotation, cellular component: exocyst. The transcript has 2 exons. Gene Ontology annotation, biological process: exocytosis. Gene Ontology annotation, molecular function: phosphatidylinositol-4,5-bisphosphate binding. The coding region runs from base 1 to 1323 and encodes 440 amino acids. The record is from RefSeq and is a predicted model, not a curated record.
AUGACAAAACUCAUGGAUUGUGUUGAGGCGCUUCAGAAGAGAAAAGCUGCACUAGUGCAAACCAUUUUUGAGGAAUACAAUAAUGCUACUAAUAACACUAUGUUGGUAACUGAUUACAAUUUCUUGCUUGAUACGCUACCACAGGGAGUUGUAAAUGACCUUCAUGAAGCUGUCAAAUCUGCAGUGGCUGUUGGAUUUGUGAAGGAAUGCUCUGAUGCCUACAUCGAUUGCCGGAGGGAAUUCUUGGAGGAGUGUCUAGCAAGAUUGUUGGAGUUGGACACUGUCAAGAUUGACCACCCUAACACACUACCAACUCCAUAUUUCAUGGUUAAGAGAUGGGCUGAAACUUGCAAUGUUGCAUUCAAAAUACUGUUUCCAUUCGAAAGACGACUCUGCGAUCGUGUCUUCUUUUGGCUACGCUCAGUUUCUGAUGUUUGUUUUGCAAAUAUUUGCCGGGAAUCCACGACUCAGCUGUUAAAUUUUGCUGAUGCCUUUACAAGUACAUUGUUUUGUGAUAGCCUCACUAUGUUCUUGGUGAUGGAAGCUAUUACAAUCCAGAACAACUUGAGAGAAGCAAUAGAGGGUUUUUACACGGAGGUGAAGAAUAUCAUUUUCCGUAGUAAGAAGGCUAAGUUUGUUUUUCCCAAUGGCGGAAUUCAUCCAUUAACAAUGGAUGUCCUGGCAUAUGUCGAGUUAUUUUGCAAGAAAUCCGAGCCAUUUUUACAAAAUUACGUGCAGGGUUCUGAUAGAGCUGGAACAUCGUUUUCAUUCUCUGUGGAGAUGGUUUCUAUGUUGAAGAUUUUAGAGAGAAAACUGAGAACUAAAUCCAAGAACUACAAGGAUCCUGCUUUGUGCUAUUUCUUCAUGAUGAUUAAUAGAAGGUACAUACAAAACUUUGUAAAGCAACGGCAUUUCGUAACCCAUUUGUGCAAUGAUUGGGUCCAAAAUAAUACACAGAAAGCUGAGGAAAACCUUGAGCUCUAUUACAAAAGCUCAUGGAACAUGGUGGUUGAUUAUCUGAAGCUGUACAACGAUGAGUCUUUGGUGCCUCCUGUUCCUGCUGAAUCAAUGAAAGAGAAACUUAUUUUGUUCAAUUCACACUUCAGGAAGAUAUGCACUCUUCAAUCUACAUGGUUUGUUGGUAAAGAGCAACUUAGGAAAGAAAUAAUAACAUCCGUAGAGAACAUGUUGCUUCCAGCAUAUGGAAACUUCAUUGGGAAGUUCCAUAAUGUUCUUGCUGCAGAUGCAUAUGAGUAUAUAGAGUACGGAAUGUUUGAUAUACAAGCUCGACUUAACGGUUUAUUUAGAGGAAGUAUGAAUUAGGAAGGUAGCAGAAAAAGAAACAAAUAGAAAAUUUGUAUGAAUGA